AUGCCGUUCUACGACCCCAGUGCUGCCGCCUACGUCGACCCAGCCACCAACCGAAAAGUGGCCGUAAUCACCGGCGGCGCCGUCGGUCUCGGCUGGUACACUAUUUUACACUUGUACCUUCAUGGCUAUGUCAUCUAUAUGGCGGCCAGAAACCCGCAAAAGGUGCAAAAUGCCAUUGCUAACAUCCAAGGAGAAGCCACGCGGCGAAACUCUCGCCACCCGUUGGGAGAAAUCCACCAUGUGGAGAUGGAUCUCACCCUGUUGAAGCUGGUGGAGCGAGCGGCAGACCACAUUAUCGCCACGGAACCGGAAAUCGACAUUUUGAUCAACCAUGCCGGCAUUUUAGGCGUGCCCCACCAAUUGACCGAAGAUGGCAUUGAUAUCCAGUACCAAGUGCACGUAGUGGGCCAUAUCCUCUUAACCGUCAAGUUAUUACCCAACUUAGAGGCAGCUCCAGCUCCUCGCGUGGUAUUUGUGUCGCUGAUGGCUCAUUUCCAGGCCUACCGUUAUUUUGAUCCCACUGAAGUUAUUGACGGUUCACCGGAAUUAUUUUGGUCUUUAGUCCGCUACGGGCUGGCGAAGACCCACCAGAUCCAUUUCGUUCGAGAAAUGGCGACACGGUACCCGAAAGUGCUCUGGUUGGCAGUGCACCCGGGGCUUGUCGGCGGCACUGAUAUCGUCAACCACAAGAAACUGGCUCCCGGUACCGGCCAGGUGUGGCAGUAUUUGCUGAAGCUCGUUGACCAUACCAUUGGCGUGACUAACGAGCAAGGCCUGGCCUCAAGUUUAAGGGCUGCUCUUGAUGGAGAUUUUCUGGUGGAGAAAGAUAACGGCAAAUACUUAUCGACGGGGGGCCACGAAGGGUGGAUUCUGUGGAUCGCCAGUGACCAGCAGUUUGCCCAGCGGACGGUCGAGUGGAAUUUAGGGCAAUUGCAGCGAAAGGGGUUUAUUACUCUGAAAUAG
Diutina rugosa is the source of this 963-nucleotide messenger RNA. RefSeq lists its product as uncharacterized. The coding region runs from base 1 to 963 and encodes 320 amino acids. The record is from RefSeq and is a predicted model, not a curated record. The transcript has a single exon. NCBI's taxonomy places the organism in Eukaryota, Fungi, Ascomycota, Pichiomycetes, Serinales, Debaryomycetaceae.